CACACACAUGAGUGUCAAUCGGCGGCGUGCUAUCGGUAGCAGUCCGGGCUCGGCGGUGCGGUUGUCCAGUGCUGGCGGACGACGAGCGGCGGCAGCGCGACGACGAGGACGUCUGGAAUCGUGGAUUCGCCCGACUGGAAAAAAAUGGACUCGAUGAGGCAGCAGCAACGAUCGCUGGCGAGCGCGUGCCACGGCGUUUCGCCGUUUCCACGCAGGCCGUGGAUGAGCGAGACCGGCCUCGCCGCCGCCGUCGCCUCCGGCAACCUGGGCCUGAAAGGGGUCAUAGCCGGUGGCAUUACCGGGGGCAUCGAGAUUUGCAUCACAUAUCCAACGGAAUACGUAAAAACGCAGUUGCAGUUGGACGGAAAGGCAGGCGCUGGCAAAGAGUACACGGGAAUAGCCGACUGCGUGACCAAGACUAUCAAGACUCGUGGAUUCUUCGGACUGUACAGAGGAUUGUCCGUUUUACUUUACGGUUCUAUACCCAAGUCGGCGGUGCGGUUUGGUGCUUUUGAGUCGGUGAAGAAGCAGCUAGUAGACGCAGAUGGGAAGCUCAAUCCGCAAAGGAGGCUCCUGGCGGGCCUGUGUGCCGGAGUGUGUGAAGCUAUUUUCGCGGUCACGCCGAUGGAAACGAUUAAAGUGAAAUUUAUCAACGAUCAACGCUCAGCGAAUCCAAGAUUUAAAGGAUUCUUCCACGGAGUGCGCAUGAUUGUGAAGGAACAUGGUUUUAAAGGCGUGUAUCAAGGAGUAGUACCUACAAUCCUGAAGCAAGGAUCCAAUCAAGCUAUUCGUUUCUUCGUGAUGGAAACAUUAAAAGACUGGUACAAGGGUGGUGACAAUACCAAAAGUGUUCCUAAGUUAGUCGUCGGCGCGUUUGGCGCGGUUGCUGGUGCAGCAUCUGUUUUCGGGAACACGCCUAUUGACGUUAUCAAAACUAGGAUGCAGGGCUUGGAGGCAUCAAAGUACAAAAGCAGUAUGGACUGCAUGGUUCAGAUAUGGAAGAAAGAGGGUCCACUGGCAUUCUAUAAGGGAACCAUUCCGAGACUGGGCAGAGUGUGCCUGGACGUUGCCAUAACAUUCAUGAUUUACGAUUCCUUCAUGGAACUUUUCAACAAAGUUUGGCCUUAGGUCUGUCGCAUUUUGUACAUACAUACAUAUACAUUCUGUCAGAUGUUGCGAAUGUUGCUCUCAUACUGAUAUACGUUUUAUAAGCGUAUUCGUACGACAUAUUUUUGUUAAAAAGUUUAUUUAUAUUCCUAUUUAAGAGAGAUAUAUAUUAUAUGAUAUAAAUAAAAACGCUGUGCCAAUAGCAGCAAGUGUUUGCAAGAGGAAUCACAAAUGCGAAACUGUUGCAAACGCAUUUUCAGUGAAUAUAGAUUGAUUUUAUGAAUACACGAGAACAUGGGGAUAUGUAUUACAAUUGCACAAUAGUGAAAUAUCGUUAUCUCCGAUUUUAGUUACACGUUGUAGGAUAUGUGACUGGAAUGAUGCACAAAACUCGUUAUUUUAACUGUUUUUUUUUUUAUUAUUAAUUGUACAUUAAUAUCGUGAAAUAUCGAUAUUCUGCAACGACGUACAUUCCUGCGGUUCGUUUCCGAGUUACGGGUGUGAGUGUAUUAUUUAUAUGACCUCUUAAAGCAAGGGAAUAAUCUGUGUAUAAUGUAGUAAGUCGCAUGCGUAUAUAUGCCGACAUAGAUACAUGCAUUUAUAUAUAUACAGCGUUAUAAUAGCAGAAUAUAUUUAUGUACAAAAAGUUUUGUACAGAAAGAGAUAGCAUUUUAUGUGAGAACGAGCAAGGAAAACUAUAACGAUUUUUAGUUCUAACUUACGUCCACCAAUGUUGCAGAGGUAAAACUAGAAGAAUGUAUAUUAAUAAAAAACAAGUUGGUUAAAUUA
Molecule: messenger RNA, 1896 nt
Organism: Ooceraea biroi (clonal raider ant)
Lineage: Eukaryota; Metazoa; Arthropoda; Insecta; Hymenoptera; Formicidae
Gene: sea
Product: mitochondrial citrate transporter scheggia
Biological process (GO): mitochondrial citrate transmembrane transport
Cellular component (GO): mitochondrion
Molecular function (GO): citrate secondary active transmembrane transporter activity
Source: RefSeq, a predicted model, not a curated record